Messenger RNA from Aspergillus aculeatus ATCC 16872, 2271 nucleotides. Its product is annotated as DnaJ and TPR domain protein. The coding region runs from base 1 to 2271 and encodes 756 amino acids. Gene Ontology annotation, molecular function: protein binding. The record is from RefSeq and is a predicted model, not a curated record. Lineage: Eukaryota; Fungi; Ascomycota; Eurotiomycetes; Eurotiales; Aspergillaceae. The transcript has 3 exons.
AUGGGUCUCCCGCAUCUUUUCUUCUCUCGUCACAAAUCAUCCUCGCAUUCCAAAUCCAAGUCUACCAAAUCUUCCUCUCCCUCUCCCUCUCCCUCUUCUUCCUCUCCUUCUUCCUCUUCUCCUUCGCCUUCCCCCUUGUCCACUUCUUCUUCUUCUUCUUCUUCCUCCUCCUCCCCGUCUUCCUCUGCGGCGACUUCCACCCGAUCCACUCCACUCUCGUCUCCCGCCUCCUCUCCUCCUCCUCCGCCGGUGGCGACCAAAUCUUUUCCUACUCCUCCUCCUUCCUCAACUCCUCCCUCCACUCGACCUCCCCCUCCUCUUCGGGCCAAGACUGUUCACUCUUCUUCUUCCUCUCGACACUCUCACUCUUCCUCCGCCGGUUCUCCCCCCGUCUCGUCGACACGUGCUCCGCAGUCGUCAUCGGUUCCAGCCUCGACUCAGCACCCUUCCAUUCCGCGCAAACCCACCACUGCUCGUCCGACUCACCACAGUCGCUCCUCCUCCACCCCCUCCAAGUCAGCCUCCGUUCGGACUAAGUCAGUCUCCGGUCCUCGUGCGUCGCUGUCUGCCGUCCGGAAUCGAUACACCCACGACCCCGAUUUCCACCCACUUAACCUUCAUCCCGACGAACUCCGUCAACUUUCCGCAAUGGCUGCUGCUCGCGAAGAAUCCCGCACCCCAAUGGAUGUCGACACCAAUGGCGUCAACGGCAAGACCGAACGGAACCCUACGCCGCCUCCCCACCGUUCGAACGGCAACACUGCCGAGGCGGACAACUUCAAGCUGGCCGGUAACAAAUUCUUCAAGGAUGGCAACUACACACGCGCUAUUGAGGAGUUCAACAAGGCCCUCGAGAUCAGCCCCGACUCGUCCGUCUACCUGUCCAACCGCGCGGCCGCCUACAUGGCCGCUAACCAGUACCUAGCCGCUCUGGAGGACUGUGAGCGCGCCCGCGAACUCGACCCCACCAACACCAAGCUCAUGUACCGUCACGCCCGCAUUUUGGUCAGUCUGGGUCGUCCGACCGAGGCUCUCGAUGUGCUCUCCCGCGUCGAGCCCCCCGCUUCCGCUACCGACAAGGCUCCCGCCGAGAAGAUGCUCCGGUUUGUCAAGCAAGCCGAGGAGGCUUUGGCUGAAGACCGUGGUGUGUCGAUGGUGCUGUUCUGCCUGGACCAGGCGCGUCAGAUGCUGGGUCAGGGUGUCAAGGAGCCUCGCAAGUGGACGCUGAUGACGGCCGAGGCGCACUUGCGCAUGGGUAACGACAACUCCUUCGGCAAGGCCCAGGAUAUCGCCAUUGGCAUGCUGCGCGAGAACAGCCAGGAUCCCGAUGCGAUGCUGAUCCGCGCCCGCGCGUUCUAUGGCAUGGGCGACACCGAUCAGGCGUUGAAGCUGCUUAAGAUGUGUCUGGGUCUGGAUCCCGAUAUGAAGGCGGCCAUCAAGAUGCUGCGCACCGUGCAGAAGUUGACGCGCACCAAGGAAGAGGGUAACACUGCUUUCAAGGCCAAGGACUAUCGCAAGGCCAUCGAGUUGUGGACCGAGGCCGUCCAGGUCGACCCCAAGAACAAGGACCAGAACGCCAAGAUUCUGCAGAACCGCGCCCAGGCCUAUAUCAACUUGAAGGAAUACGACAAUGCGGUCAAUGACUGCACGGAGGCUCUGAAAUUGGACCCCAGCUAUCUCAAGGCACAAAAGAUUCGUGCUAAGGCUCAUGGCGGUGCUGGUAACUGGGAGGAAGCCGUGCGCGAUUACAAGGCUGUCGCUGAGACGAACCCAAUGGAGAAGGGCAUCCAGGAGGAGAUCCGCCGGGCUGAGUUCGAGCUGAAGAAGGCACAGCGCAAGGACUACUACAAGAUCCUCGGGGUUUCCAAGGAUGCCUCCGAGCAGGAGAUCAAGAAGGCUUACCGCAAGAUGGCCAUUCAAUACCACCCCGACAAGAACCCUGAUGAUCCUACUGGUGAGGAGAAGUUCAAGGAGAUUGGCGAGGCUUAUGAGACUCUGAUUGAUCCUCAGAAGCGCGCCUCUUACGACAACGGUGACGACCUCGUUGACCCGGCUGACAUGUUUGGCCGCGGCGGCAUGGGAGGUAUGCACGGCUUCGGAGGUAUGGGCGGCAUGGGCGGCAUGGGCGGUAUGGGUGGUAUGGGCGGUAUGGGUGGCACCCAUAUCAACAUCGACCCCAGCGUUCUCUUCAACAUGAUGAACGGCGGAGGUGGCUUUGCUCAAGCCGGUGGCCAGCGCGGCGGAGGUUUCCCUGGAGGAUUUUCCUUCUAA